AGAAAAUUGCAAUAAUAACUGGUGGUGCGAAUGGUAUAGGUGCUGCUUUAGCUCGGCGACUUGUUCUAGAAGGGGCACAAGUAGUUAUUGGUGACAUUGAUAAAAAAUCAGGCCAAGAACUUGUAACUGAGUUGAAUCAAAAUAAUAAAAUUAAUGCGAUCUUUGUUUAUUGUAAUGUGACAAAUUUCGAUCAUUUACAUCAAUUAUUUGAUACUGCACAGAAUAAAUUUGGUGGAAUUGAUAUUGUAUGUAAUAACACUGGGAUUGGACAACCUGGCGAAUUUUUUGAUCAAACUGAUAGUUGGAUAAAGACUGUCGAUAUUAAUUUAAAUGCUGUAAUCAAAGGUACACAAGUAGGAAUCCAAUUUUUAAAAAAACGUGGUGGUGGUGUUAUCAUUAAUACCGCUUCAAUUGCUGGAUUUAAUCCAUCAAAAUUAUUACCAAUGUAUAGUACUACAAAAUAUGGUGUUGUUGCUUUUACACGAGCAUUACGCGAACUAAAUGUUACUGAUAAAAUUCGCGUAAAUGCUGUUGCUCCUGGAUUUGUAGAUACAAAUUUAGUGAAAAGAAUGAUCAAAACAUUGCCUACAACUGCAGAAGCAAUUGAGAGAUUAGGAGGAUAUAUUCCUAUUGAUAUAGUGAUUAAUGCUUUUAUAAAGGCCAUUCAAGAUGAUAGUCUUGCGGGUGAUAUUAUCUUAAUUCCUAAUAAGAAUGAUUCUCAAAUCGUGCCAAAGUCAUUAUUGUAG
This is a messenger RNA of Cetraspora pellucida, 746 nucleotides long. The record is from the annotation of a GenBank genome assembly. NCBI's taxonomy places the organism in Eukaryota, Fungi, Glomeromycota, Glomeromycetes, Diversisporales, Gigasporaceae.